UCAUUGCGGUGGUUGUAGAAGAACAGGUGGUGCAAAAAAAUGGCAACUGUGGGCUUGAGCUACAGCUGGAGUCCAUGGAGUACGGUGCGUGCAGCACGGCGCUCCUCUUGGCGAGCUGGCGAGCGCCGUCCAGCCAGACGAUCCGUGGCCUGUGGCCGGGAAGGGGAGCACAAGAACCAGGAAGGAAGGAAGGGGUGGGGCUGCUUGGCAUGGGGUCACAGGUCACAGGUUUUGGCAGCACUGCAGUUUGUUGCCUCUCUGUCCAUCUGUGGUUGGCGGUACGCUGAUGUCCGCCACGUUGUUGCCGGGAGACUCGUCGUGGCCCGACCGGUCAGCGAUCUGCUUCUGUGACACGAUGCGGUAGAUCUCUAGAGGAAAGAGAGCAGAGAGUUCAUCUGCAGCAUCUCUCUCUCGCACGCACGCACUCGAGCGCUGAAUGGAGCAGAGGCUCUCGUUCAGGAAGCCCGUACCCCUGUGUGCGCGCCGGGGGUCCCUCCUGCCCCCUUCCUGCCCCAGCGCGUCCCUCCCACUGACUUGAGUGACCCCACGCGCUCAGGUCACACCCGCAUCUCGAGCCACAGCACGGACCCCCGCAACAGGCUGUUCUUGCUCAGAUUUCCUCAACAGUCUAAAAUGCAGCAGGCAGGCAGGCGCUCACGAGGAGGAGAUGAGCUGCGUUCGAGGCCCAUUCCUGCCCCCGAUGACCCGGCCUGCCAGCGGCGGACACACGAUCUGCAGCGCAAGCCGCAGCUCGUGCUCCCUGCGCGCCACGAGUCCCCCCGCUGGCGCUGCGUUUCGUUCCGCACUUUCUCUUCCGGCUCCCGUUGGCUGCGCGUCACCGAGAGGGUCGUGUGAACGCGCCGCUCGUCCCCGAGAGAGAGGGUGCUCGUGCUCGUGCUCGUGCUCCGCAGACCAGAGGACCCGGGCGCACAGAGCGGAGACUGGCUGCACUGAAGCGUCUCCUAUGCUAAUGAGCUCGUGGGUUUUGCUAAUUAAAGACGAUCUAUAAGAGGACGUGGUGACGUAGAAGAGGCGCUAAUUAGUCGAUGAGCUUCGCGAUGAGCGCGGCGAACGGGAACGCGGACAUGAUGAUGGAGCAGAAGGAGCCCAAGGAGGAGGAGGAGGAGGAAGAAGAAGAGGAAGAAGAGGAGGAGGAGGACUUGGGCUCGGCGACGCAGUGCGAACAAUACUGCGUCAAAAUGUCGACUGAGGCGGGUGCGGAUAAAGCAGCAGGCCCAGCAAGUGGGAUGAAUGGCAAGGCUGUCGGAGAACCCCGGAAGGAGCGUCCCCAGAAGCGAGGAGGCGGCGGCGGUCGCUUCGAGCCCUAUGGGAAUCCAUCCAAGCGAUACCGUGUUUUUGUCAGCAACAUUCCCUUUGAUGUGAAAUGGCAGGCGCUCAAAGAUCUUAUGAAAGAAAAAGUGGGUGAGGUUACAUACGUGGAACACUUAAUGGACGCUGAAGGCAAGUCGAGGGGCUGUGCGGUUGUUGAGUUCAGGACUGAAGAGCUCAUGAAAAAGGCUGUGGAGAAGGUCAACAAGCACAUCUUGAAUGGGAGGCCUCUUAAAGUGAAAGAGGACUUGAAUGGAGAGUUUGCAAGGCGGGCUGCACAGAGGGCACAAGGAGGUGGUCCACCUGGGGGGAUGGCCAUGGGCAUGGGUCCAGGCCCUGGUGCUCCACCCAUGGUCAACAUCCCCCCAAGCCUCUUGAAUAAUCCCAACAUCCCUAGUGAGAUAAUCCAUGGGCUCCAGGCAGGGAAAAUUGGCAGUACAGUCUUCGUGGCCAAUCUUGACUACAAGGUUGGGUGGAAGAAGCUGAAAGAAGUGUUCAGCAUGGCUGGAGUGGUGGUGCGUGCCGAUAUCCUUGAAGACAAAGAUGGCAAAAGCCGUGGCAUGGGCACAAUCACCUUUGAGAUGCCCAUCGAAGCUGUGCAAGCUGUCUCUAUGUUCAAUGGCCAGCUGCUGUUUAACAGGGUCAUGCAUGUCAAACUGGAUGAGAAAUCUUUUCCGAAAGAUGACUUUGUACCACCUGAGAGGCCUCCAGCCCUUCCCCGUGGUCUUAGUGGUAUUGGCCUGGGACUAGGACCUGGUGGCCAGCCCAUCGAUACCAACCAGCUGAACAGGGGUGGCAGCACUGGUGGGAUGGGAAAUAUGGGGCCUGGGGGAAUGGAAGGAAUGGGCUUUGGCAUGGGCAGAAUGACAGGAAUGGACAGUUUUGGUGGCGGAAUGAACAACAUGGACCGCUAUGGCCCGUCAGGAAUGGGCAGGAUGAACGAGAUGGACCGUGCUAUUGGUGGCACCUUUGACCGUGAUUUUGGACGCAGCGAGAUGGGAAUGUCACGGAACAGUUUUGGCGAGUCGUAUGAAAGGGGAAUGGGUACCUCAAUGCCCAUGGAUCGAAUGGGCUCCAGUAUGGAUCGCAUGGGGUCUGCUAUGGACCGUAUGCCAGGAAUGGACCGGAUGGGGAUGGACCGCGUCUCUGAUCUGGAUAGGCUGGGUUCUGGUUAUGAUCGAAUGGGCUCAGGAUUGGACAGGAUGGGACCCAGCAUGGACCGGAUGGGGUCUGGGCUGGACCGCAUAAGCUCGAGUGUGGAUCGUCUGGGUCCGGCAGGGUUCGAUAGAAUGGGUCCAUCCAAUUUAGACCGAAUGAGCGGUGGAAUGGAUUUCAUGUCCCCCAUGGGCAUGGACCGGAUGAACUCCGGCCUUGACAGGAUGGGUUCAAACUUUGACCGUAUGGGGUCCACUGGCAUCGACCGCUUCCCUAGCACCGGGCUUGACCGCAUGGGCUCUAGUAUGGAUCGCAUGGGCUCGGCUGCUGUGGGUGGCCAGUUUGAUAGGCCUUCGGAUAUGGAGCGAGGACGGUUCGGGGCUCCUUUUGGCGGAGCACCUGCUGAGGGGCCUGGAGCAAACGCCAAUGCCAGGAAGGGCUGCCAGAUCUUUGUCAGGAAUCUGCCUUUUGACUUCACCUGGAAGAUGCUGAAGGACACCUUUUCUUCAUGUGGUCAUGUGCAAUAUGCAGACAUCAAGAUGGACAACGGCAAGUCAAAGGGCUGUGGGGUGGUCCGCUUCGAGAACCCGGAGACUGCAGAGAGAGCCUGCAGGACCAUGAACGGCUACCGGCUGAACGGCCGCGAGAUUGACGUUCGGAUCGACCGCAACGCAUAAUCGAUUCGUCUUUUACCGAAACCUUUUUCCUUUAAUUGUGCAAAUAGUCUGCACUUAGUGUGGCUUGCCUCUUUUUAGUGACCAAAUCUUUUUUUAAAUCCUUUUCAGUUGACUUCUUUGCCUUAUUCAAGGUGUUUUGAUAAUACCAGUGUUUUGAAACAUUUGUCAACACUGUUACUGUGCUGUUAAGAAUGAAAGUUCUGAUUUGGUGAAUAAAUGCCAUUCUGACAA
Molecule: messenger RNA, 3392 nt
Organism: Scleropages formosus (Asian bonytongue)
Lineage: Eukaryota; Metazoa; Chordata; Actinopteri; Osteoglossiformes; Osteoglossidae
Gene: hnrnpm
Product: heterogeneous nuclear ribonucleoprotein M
Exons: 17
Coding region: 1047-3161 (704 amino acids)
Cellular component (GO): nucleus; cytoplasm
Molecular function (GO): mRNA binding
Source: RefSeq, a predicted model, not a curated record